CACGGGGACACGGGGGUGAGCUUACUGCCCCACAGCCUGUGGUGUCUGCACUGUUGCCCCAGAGCCAUUGUUGCUGUGGGCUUCUCUGUUUCCAUGACAACCAUCAGGGGUUGGCUACUUCCCAAGGUCGCCAUGGCAACUAUCAGAGGGGAGUCAUGCUUGGGAUGCUUGGCUGGCUUUUUGGUGAAUGAUUAGAAUGUGUGACACAAUGCAGACGCAAACACUGGGAGGAGGCGCGGGCUGGCGGCUGGCGGGACAGCUCCCGCCAGACGGGCAGAGCUCCCAGGCCAGCGGCUGCCCCUCCCCACCUGCCCCGGGGCGGCCUCGCGCCUGCCCCCCUCUGAGCCGGGCCAGCCAGGGGCAGCCAGGGGGAGGCGGUGAUGUCCCGGCGGCAGAGCCCUUGGCGGAGUUACGAUUUCCGGGCAGUUCUGUGCGGGUGACGGCGCCCAGGUUAUGACGACUAAUCCCAAACCGAACAAGGCAUUAAAGGUCAAGAAGGAGGCGGGCGAGAACGCCCCGGUGCUCAGCGACGAUGAGCUGGUGUCCAUGUCGGUGCGGGAGCUGAACCAGCACCUGCGGGGCCUGUCCAAGGAGGAGGUGGUGCGGCUGAAGCAGCGCCGGCGCACGCUCAAGAACCGCGGCUACGCCGCCAGCUGCCGCAUCAAGCGGGUGACGCAGAAGGAGGAGCUGGAGCGGCAGCGGGUGGCGCUGCAGCGCGAGGUGGAGAAGCUGGCCUCGGAGAACGCCAGCAUGCGGCUGGAGCUGGACGCGCUGCGCUCCAAGUACGAGGCCCUGCAGACCUUCGCCCGCACCGUGGCCCGCGGGCCCGUCACGCCCUCCAAGGUGGCCACCACCAGCGUCAUCACCAUCGUCAAGUCGCCCUCCGCGCCCUUCACGGCCGCCUCCUAGUGCCGGGCCGGGCGCAGGGGCACCGGGCACGUCCCUCGUGCCGUCCGAGGGCCCACGGGGCCGAUCCCAACACCAAGGCCACGUGCAGAGUCCACGGGGCUCCCGUGGGGCCGGCGGAGAGGAGGGUCCACGGACCUGUGAGCCGCACGCCUUCCUGCACGCGCCCACAUGCGCCCACGCGCACACACGCACACGCGCACGCACUGGCCGCCCUCGGCCACCCGCUCUCCAGGCUGUCGCUUUAGGGUCUGUCUCCCGGGGGGCCCUCGGAGGCUCCCGGCCUGAGGCCCCAGGGCCCUGCCCACCUCCAGCCUCAGCAGCUGCCAGCAGCGGAGCCUCGUCCCCGGGCCGCCCAGCUGCCCCAGGAGCGCCGUCUCCGGGGCCACAGGCUCCGUGCCCGCCGCGGCCGUGCCCUGUGCCGGCGACGGGCAAAGCGAGGCUCUGGGCAUCACGGGGCCGCGUGGAGCGCUGCAGUGUCCCAGUGUCAGUGACGAGGGAGGUCCCCAGCUCCCGGCUGCAGCCCUCCAGCCCUGCCCACCCGCAGAGCCUGGCUGGGGGGGGGGCUGGGCGGGAGGGGGAGGAGAGGGGAGCUCGGAGGAAUGGGUUGGCGCAGGGGGUCUGCUCAGCCGUGGGAGUUGGAGGUGGAGCUGGGCUGCUCCUGGUUCCUGCAGCCAGAGGAGGGAGGAGAGGGGUGCAGGAGGCGGCACAGGCCGGAAGGUGGGGCGCCUGCAUGGUGUCUGCACAGAGGACGGGACCCUGCAGCCUUGGUGCUUCAUCAUCACCUGCACCCCUCUGGGAGCCACGGGCGACCUCGGUGACCUCUGCCGGGGCUUCCCGCCCUCGGCGCUGCUGCAGGGCCCCCCGAGCCCCACGCCCCCGGAGCCCAGGCUCCUGACCCGCCCGGGAGGACCAGCAAGCUGUGAAGGCCCGCCGGCGGGAGGAGGGGCGGAGGGCUGCGUCCGUCCCGGCUGCCUGUCCCCGAAGGACUGACCGCUGGCCCGCGGCUGCGUCCUGUCCUGGGGGCAGGAGGGCUGGGCGAGCGGCCCCAGAGUGAGGCCGGGGUGGGCGCUGUCGACGCCAUAGCUGUAGGUAAUCCACAUUGGAUGUCAGUAAGGACCGGGGAGUAUUUAAAAGAGAAGUAUAUAUAUAUAUAUAAAAUUCUAUACACAUUUUAUCGUCGGGUUUUGUACCUCUUCCUGUUUGAUACUGUACAUGUACAGCCGGGCUGCGGGUGGAGGGUCCAGAUUGGAGCUCUGCCUGCGACCCGUCUUCCCACUGCCCUCUGGGCCCCGCCCGUGUGCCCAGGGCCUGGCGGGUGUCCCGCUCGGUGCCCACUGGGUUCCUAGAAUGCCCAGCUACCCCCUCCCCCGGGGCAGGGGUCGCGGGAGGCCUGGUGCACCCCUCGUGCUUCUCCCCGAUUAUGACCGUCACUGUCACGUUUAACAGGUGGACUUUUAUUUAAGAGGACAGGGAGGCCCUGGGCUUCAGACCGGAAUCUUCCGCGGGCACCUGCCUUCCCAGGGCAGGCCCGCCCCUCGCCUCGGCGCUCAGCAAUUCCAUUUCAAUAUUUAUUUUGUGCUGCUUCUGCCCCGACAUAAAUUAUUGAGACGACCCUCUGGUGACCCUGUCCCCGUGGGCAUGCCGUGCCCACAGCCACACCUAAUUUAUUGCUGUACAUCUCCGCCGGAUGCUUUUGUACCUUCGCAAUAAAGACUCCUCGUUUCA
This is a messenger RNA of Pipistrellus kuhlii (Kuhl's pipistrelle), 2634 nucleotides long. It is a transcript of the gene MAFK, whose product is annotated as MAF bZIP transcription factor K. NCBI's taxonomy places the organism in Eukaryota, Metazoa, Chordata, Mammalia, Chiroptera, Vespertilionidae. Gene Ontology annotation, cellular component: nucleus. Bases 454 to 909 code for a protein of 151 amino acids. Gene Ontology annotation, molecular function: RNA polymerase II cis-regulatory region sequence-specific DNA binding; DNA-binding transcription factor activity, RNA polymerase II-specific. Gene Ontology annotation, biological process: regulation of transcription by RNA polymerase II. The transcript has 3 exons. The record is from RefSeq and is a predicted model, not a curated record.